Apiotrichum porosum is the source of this 1908-nucleotide messenger RNA. RefSeq names its product Mitochondrial distribution and morphology protein 31, mitochondrial precursor (gene MDM31). The record is from RefSeq and is a predicted model, not a curated record. The transcript has 5 exons. Gene Ontology annotation, cellular component: mitochondrial inner membrane. Lineage: Eukaryota; Fungi; Basidiomycota; Tremellomycetes; Trichosporonales; Trichosporonaceae. Bases 1 to 1908 code for a protein of 635 amino acids. Gene Ontology annotation, biological process: mitochondrion inheritance.
AUGCCUUCUUCACACAGCAGGCUUUCUCCAGACCACCUUCGCCUGCGCCAGCACGGCUUGCUAUUCCUCGACGAUUCCCUCCAAGCUCGCGCCGGCACAACUCCUCCAAACCCACAGACCCGGAGCAAGGGCCAUGUCCGCAAUGUAUCCAUGCGACUGGCCCGGCGUCUCAUUUCUCGGUCCUCGGAGCUUGGUGGCGUUGUCCACCGACCCACCAAAGAAGAUCUGCUCAACGCCGCCAACAGUUGGUGGGAGCGACUGCGCAUUCGUCUCAAGUGGUUCACUAUCCGUGGAUGGCGGAGGUUCAAUACAGACGACCUGAGUGCCUUCUUCAGCUGGUUCAUUGUCGGAAACACCCUGUGGAUUCUUGUUGGAACAACCACAUUCGUCGCUGCAGUCAUCGCCACCCUCAACUCGCUGUCGAUGCAGGAAUAUGUGGCACGUUGGAUCUCCGACUAUUUAACUUCGGCCGCUGGCGUCACCGUAAUCUUUGAGUCUGCCAUCGUUCCUCGAUGGGGUGCCUCCACGAUUGCGUUCCGCAACGUCUACGUCUCCCGCCGUCCGCAAAACGCUCUUGCGGAGAGCGACGAUCAGCCUCACGGUAACAAGCGCAAGACCGCCACCGCCAAGCCCCCUUCUCCCGUCGCCUUUUUAUCUUCGGAUAUUGACCAAGGAUAUCUCCAUCCACCACGAGCAGCUGAGGCUGACAACUACACAAUGUUCGACAUCAACUUUGAUGAAGUAGAGGUCACCCUUAGCUUGCGAAGGUGGUUGGACGGCAAGGGCUUGGUCAAAGACGCAACGGUCAAGGGCGUGCGUGGAGUCAUCGACCGAAGGUCGGUUUGGUGGGACAUGUCCCUAAACCUUGACCCCGCCGCCUGGCGACACCCGACCUACAAUGGCGAUUUCGAGCUGGAAUCGUUCCAUGUCGAAGACUUCCUCGUCACUGUGUACCAGCCCGGUGGCCAGCGGCCGUACAACGUGUCCAUUUUUAACGCAACGUACGGCCCAUUCCGCAAGCGCUGGCUCUUCUACGACAUGAUGAGUGCUGAGCAGAUGACGGGCCAGUAUGACAACUGCCUGUUCAGUCUACACAUGCCUCAAAAGCUCGGCAAGUCGCAUGGUCUCGUCGACGACAACGUUAAGCGCAUGGCCCGGUUCCGCAUCGACGGCCUGCCCAUCGAACAUGCCCAGUACGCGUCCGGCCAUGAGGGCCCAAUGGCGUGGCUUACGUCUGGCAAAUUGGAUGCCGUGCUCGACAUCAAGUUCCCUGCUCACCCCGAUGACGACAUUGACGUAAAAGCUAUCUUUCAGGAGAUUGGUCGCAAUGUGACAAGCAUCACCACCUCAGGUCUCCACCCCGACGACGCCGCUGGCGAGCACAACUUCAACUCGAACACUCGUAUGCACGACACUGUGUCUGCCAGCGACAGCAACCUUCUCCCCGGGCAGCACCGUCUCGCGCGUCCUGCGCUGCGUGCCCCCGAAGGCAGCAAGCAUCUAGAGGACAAGCCCCAGGUCACAAUCGACGUUGACCUCCGGUUCCGUGACCUGAAGGCUGCUGUGCCCGUAUUUACGAGCGACCUGAGCGUGACCAACAAUGCCCUCAUCCGCCCCAUUGUCGCCUUCAUCAACGCGAACCGCACCCUGGUCCCCAUCCACUGCGAGGUCGCUGCCGACAUUUCCGACUUUGACGGCUCUUGGACCCUCUUUGAGACGGGUCUCAUGACGUCCAUCUCGGACCAAAUCUAUGCCGCUAUGGCGUACCACGUUUCCUCGGAAGCCGCAAACUCCAAGCGCAUCCGUCAGGUCAGUGUGUGGGGAAUCCAGCGGGGAGCCGAGGUGCUCCUCGACACGCUCCGCAUCAUGGUCGACCCUGUUUACGGCCAACCAAUGGCCACUCUGUAG